AUGAUAAUUGGAGACUGCCACAAACUUGUCACUAUAUUCCCUCCUUACAUGGUAGGAAGAUUUCAUAAUCUGGGCAUAUUGGAGGUUAUUGAUUGUAAGUCAGUGGAAGAGAUAUUCAACUUCCACCAGCCUACACCACAAAUAAGUGGCGAGGAUGAAACAAGCUUGCGAGUUGUUAAAUUACAAAGGCUGCCAAAGCUGAAGCAUGUGUGGAACAAGGAUCCGCAAGGACUUUUGAACUUUCAAAUUCUGCAAGACGUUUUUGUCUGUGACUGCCCAAGCCUAGAAAAUCUGUUUCCAUUUUCUAUUGCCAAUGAUCUUACGAAACUAGAGAAGCUUCGAAUCUUGCGUUGUGAUGGCAUGAAGGAAAUUGUAGCUAAAGGUGACGUAUCAGAUAUAAGCAACUUAGUGUUUAAGUAUCCUAAGCUAAAAGGUCUUGGAUUAGUCCAUCUACCAGAGCUAAGGUGUUUCUAUCGGGGAACACAUGCUAUAGAGCUCCAGGCAUUGACUUGUUUGUUCCUUGGUCAUUGUGAUAAGUUGGAAGCAUUUGGUACUGAAACAACGCAUUCUGAAAUGAAACCAAUUUUCUCAUCGUUAGCAAAGGUGAUAUCCAACUUGGAGGUACUAGGAAUAUAUGGGCUGAAGGAAAGGAAGUGGUUGCAGGACACCAUUGGCAAUAAUGUUUAUCUAAUGCGCAACACAAAAGAACUACACUUUGAGCGAUUGAGCAGCAUAGAAAUUCUCUUUUGGUUCCUCCACAUAUUUCCUAAUCUAGAAAGCUUAAAUUUGUUCAAUUCUGUUCUCAAAGAGGUAUUGUCUGAUGGAAGUCAUGCUUUCCUCGAGAAAAUUGGAACUGUCGUACGGCUUAAAAACAUGAGUUUAUGGUAUUCAGAUAUUCCAUUGAAUAUAGGCUUUGAAAAUGGUGCCAUUCUUCAAAGAGUUGAGAAGCUAUGCAUCGUGGAAUGUCACUAUUUGGCAAACUUAACCCCUUCCUCCCUAGCGUUGACUCAAUUGUCACAUCUUGAAGUCAGCAAUUGCAACAAAUUAAAGAGUUUAUUGACAUCAUCAACUGCAAAAACCUUAGUUCAACUCACCAUGAUGAAGGUCUCUCAAUGUGCAAUGAUGGAGGAAAUUGUUACCGUAGAGGAGAAUGAAGAAGUGAAACAAGAUGAGAUUGUUUUUGGCAAAUUGAGAAGUUUAGAACUUGUAUCUCUAAGAAACCUCUCCAGUUUUUGUAAUUCCCAAUGUAAACUUGUCUUCCAGUGUCCGUUACUUGAAGAGGUGAAAGUAAGCGAUUGCCUCAAGUUGGAAAAAUUCUCAGAGAAAAUUUUAAGCCCAAACUUGGAAAAAGUUGAUAUUGUAGAAGGAGAAGAGGGAGAUAAAUGGUACUGGGAAGGUGAUUUGAAUGCAACAAUUCAAAAGAUUUUUACAGACAAGGUUCUUUUUGAGUCCUGUCAGAAUAUGGAACUUUCUUGUUAUCCUGGGCUACAACAACUAUGGCGGGAAGAAAUUUCCUCACCAACCAACUGCUUUAACAAUCUAAGAACAUUGAUAGUGAAGAAUUGUUCAUUUCUGUCAGAAGUGUUUCCUUCUAGGUUACUUCCUUACUUUAAGAAAUUGGAGGAAUUGCAGGUAAGCUCGAGUCCAGUGAAGGUUAUUUUUGAUAUUGAUGGCAACAAUUUGACAGAAAUAAAGGGAAAGCCCUUUCAUUUGAAAAGAGUGACUUUAGAUGGAUUGCAGAAUUUGAAGUGUAUCUGGAGCAAAGAUCCUCAUAGUAUUAUGAGUUUUCCAAAUCUGAAAGAAAUUGUUGUUUCUAAUUGUGCGGGUAUAAAAAAUCUUUUUCCAGCAUCUUUGGCAAGAAAUCUGGUGAGACUCAAGAAACUUGAAAUAAGGCAAUGUCAUGCUUUGGAAGAAAUUGUCGGAAAGGAAGAAGCCGUGGCAGAGGGAGCUAGCAGAAAAUUUGAAUUCCACUAUUUAACCACUUUGACUAUGUACCAUUUACCAAGCCUCAAGUUCUUUUAUCCUGGAAGAUACACUCUGGAAUUUUCCAGCUUGGUGAGUCUAAGCGUGUUUGAUUGUAAUAAGUUGGAAAUAUUCGCAUCUGAUUUUCGAAGUCACCAAGGAGCAAUAAGAUGUGAGGAUGAAGCCAAUAUUUCGGCUAGCAGAAAAUCUCUUUUCAUGGAUGGAAAGGUUAUUCAGAACUUGGAAUUUUUAACUCUUAGUGGGAAUGAUAUGAUGAUGUUAUCACAUGGAUAUUUUCCUGAUAACCUGCUUCACAAACUAAAAACUUUGCGGCUGCACUUUGGUGAUUCCUAUGAAGCAGGCGCUACUUUGCCUUUUAAAUUCUUUCAGAAGCUACCUAAUUUAGAACGUCUUAUGGUUAGUAAUUGCAAUGCAUUGGAUGAGGUGUUCCCCUCUCAAAGACCCAAAGAUACUGAUCAUAUCAUCAAUAUUCUCGCACAAGUGAGAGAAUUAGAGCUCGAUUCGCUGCCUUUGCUCUCAUCCAUUGGGUUAGAUUACUCCUGGGUGGACUCAAUUGUUAAGAAUCUGAGAGCGCUUCGAAUGAUGAAUUGCCCUCGUUUGACUAUUCUGGUGCCUUCCUCUGCAUUAUCAUUUUGCAAUUUGAAAGAAUUGAGAAUAGAGCAAUGCCACGGGUUAGUUUCUCUGUUCUCAUCUUCAGUGGCCAAGAGGUUGGUGCAACUUCGUCGAAUGGCGAUAACUGAAUGUGGAUCAAUAACACAUGUAGUGAGUCAUGAGAUUGAUGAAUCAGAUUCAGAUGAUAUAAUAUUUGAAAGGCUUAAAUAUAUAACUUUGAGGCAUUUGCCAAGCCUAGUGAGCUUUUAUUCAGGGAAUGCCACUUUAGAAUUCUCUGCUCUGAUAGUGCAUGCCAUCGAACAAUGCCCAAAGAUGAAAUGUUUCUCUCAAGGGAUUGUGAGAGCGCCCAACCUCAAAGGAAUACAAUAUUUUAGGGACAACGAAUCUGAUUGGCACAACUACAGUGAUCUCAACACCACGAUGGGGAAAUUGUUCAAUGAGAAGCUUGAACAAUUUACAUGUGGCGUUCAAGAUUUAAAGCUUGGAGAUCACCCUGAGCUUGGAGAUAUAUGGCAUGGUGCAAUGUCGGUCCCAAAUGGAGGCUUCAGCAAGUUGAAGACUUUGAUCGUGGACGGUUGCCCAUUUUUAUCACAUUAUGUGAUCCCUUUUUAUUUGCUUCGCUUCCUUAAUAACUUGGAAGAUUUACAAGUACGGAAUUGUUAUUCCAUAAGAGCAGUAUUUGAGGUGGGCAGCUGGUCCACCCCUUUCUCUUUUCCACUGAAAAGUAUGACAUUGGAAGAGUUACCCAAUCUGGAGCAAGUUUGGAAUGAGGACCCUCGAGAAAUUCUCAGCUUUCAAUCUCUGCAACACGUCUAUGUUCGAGGAUGUGGAAGCCUGAAGAGUUUGUUUCCAGCAUCAAUAUUGAAACGCAAACUUGAAAGCCUUGAAAUACUAGAAGUCAUAUGUUGUGAGGGAUUAGUAGAGAUUGCUGCACGUGAAGAGACUGCCUUGGAGGAAUCAGCCAGAAAUUUAGUUAUCUUCCCUAGCUUAACUGAUUUGAGGCUAUUGAAAUUACCAGAGCUCAGGUGCAUCUGUUCAGGACUAAGCAAUGUGGAAUGGCCAAAGUUAAAAGAAUUGGAUGUAUUUCAAUGUGGUCAGCUCAAGAAUAUUGGAUUGGAAGACAAGGUUUUUCCCAACCUUGAGCAUUUGUCACUUUGCAAGGAAGACAUUAUGGAUAUUCGGCAAGCGCCAUUUCCUGAAAACCUUCUUCAGAGAGCAAAAAUCCUCAAAUUGCAUGGCUUUUUUGAUGAUUCAGAUGUAUUUCCAUAUGGAUUCUUCAAAAAGGAAUCACUUCCCCAUGUUGAAAAGUUUGCAGUGUCUCAUAAUAAUUUCAAGCGGAUAUUUACCUCUGAAAGAUCAGAUCUGGAUUGCUGUGCUGAUGAGUUCUUUUCACAACUAAAAACUUUAGAACUGAUUUCUCUAUCGAAGCUCUAUUCCAUUGGAUUAGAGCAGAGUCCUCUACCUGGAAACCUUGAAAUCUUGAAAGUGACAAGCUGUCCCUGUUUAAUAAACUUGGCUCCAUCCACUGUGUCUUUCUCAAUUCUAAGGGUUCUUGAUGUGAGUGGUUGUGAUGGAUUGGUCAAUUUAUUCACAUCCUCAACAGCUAAAAGUUUAGCUUCGCUUGAAGACUUGACAGUUAGUAAUUGUGGAUCAAUGCGAGAAAUAGUGGCUAAAGAAGAAGAUGAGUCAGAUCAACAUGAGAUAGCAUUUGAGAAUCUCAAAAACUUGAAGCUCAAGUCUCUCCCAAGUCUUGACAGCUUUUGCACAGGGGCUUACCAUUUGAAAUUCACAUGCUUGGAACGAGUUUCAAUAUACAAUUGCUCCCAAAUGAAGGUUUUCUCUGAUGCUGAUAUAGACGCACCAGAUAAUGUGACUAUUGCUUCAAAUGGUGAUCUCAGAGACAUGAUAGAGAAGGCUUUUAAGAAGGCAACUUGAGUUAUCAAAAUUGAAACGUUUUGCGAUGUUGUUGGCAGUUGUUUCAGGAAAUCAUCUUUGGGUGCAA
Messenger RNA from Neltuma alba, 4597 nucleotides. RefSeq lists its product as uncharacterized. The transcript has 7 exons. Lineage: Eukaryota; Viridiplantae; Streptophyta; Magnoliopsida; Fabales; Fabaceae. The coding region runs from base 1 to 4530 and encodes 1509 amino acids. The record is from RefSeq and is a predicted model, not a curated record.